GUAUGCUUUUGUUAAUCUCUUGAUUUCUAGUUUGGAUGUCUUUGUAAAUGUAACCUUAAUCAGGUCCCUAGACAUAUUCUACUAAUCUAGGCGUCUCUUUAAUUAGGAUUGUAUAUUAUAUUGGUCUUAGACCUGGACCUGCGUGCUUUAUUAGCCUUCAGUCGGCUCGGACUAUUCUUUUCAAAUCACUACUGAUUGGUGUGUCCGCCAGGAGGCAGCACGUCCGUUUACUAGGGUAACAUAUAACCUUUGGCAGGACUGAAAGCAAACUGAAAGGAAUAUCCUCCACACACAGGAACUGCAGAUUUCGACUAAUCUAUUUUCAAAAUCCGAGGCAUAGCAUGUCUUCCCAUUGACAUUUUGUUCUUAAAGAUAAAUCAUAUUUUGUAUAAAGUGAACGAGAUUUUUUACUUAAAAAAAAAAUCGAUUAGAAAGUUCUCGAUUAGAAAUGGAUGUUCAGAAGUAUUUUCUACGCAUUGGGUAUGAGGGACCAGCUUUGCCAACGCCGACCUUGGACGCGCUCCAGCGUGUACACCGCUGUCAUCUGAGGACUGUCCCGUUCGAGAAUCUCACCAUCCACAGCGGGGGACGCGUACGACUCGACCUCCCGCACCUCUAUGACAAAAUCGUUAACCACCGCCGCGGAGGGUUCUGCUUCGAGAAUAACGGUCUGUUCUCUUGGCUUCUGUCGGAAAUGGGAUUCGAGGUCACCAUCCUAGCGGGCCAAGUGAGAAACGCCAUCACAGGGUGGUACGGCCCGCUGUUCGACCACUUCAUCUCCAUGGUGACGCUCGAGGGGCAUCGGUGGCUGUGUGACGUGGCAUUUGGUGGAUCAGGGUUCGAGUUCCCCAUGUCCUUAGAGACGGAAGAAGCUCAGAAGCAGGGCCACAGAGUGUACAGGAUCAGACAAGUGGGAGAGAUGCACUUUCUGGAGUGGCAAGAUGAAGAGAGAGAAACUGGGCUCUGGACUGAGCUAUACAAGUUCACUCUGGACACAAGACACAGAGGAGACUUCAUAGAGAUGUGUGACUACCAUCAGAGCUCCCCUAGCUCCAUCUUCUUCUGUAAGUCUCUCUGCUCCAUCCUGAAGCCUACCGGGAGGCUCACCUACAUGGGCCACAAACUCAUCACCACCCAGUUUCCCUCAGAUGAAGCUGGGACUGUGACUAAAACCACCAGAGAGCUGACUGAUGAAGAGAUACCUGACAUACUAAAGGAGGAGUUUGGAAUCAUGCUGGAAUCUCAACUUGUCCCAAAGGAUGAAACUAUCACACCACCCCUCAACAUUUUUUAAAAUGUUUUUCUUUCUUCUUCAUGAUAAACAAGACAGAAACAAAUUGUCAGUUUGAUUUAAUAAAUUAAUAUACAUACACUUAA
Molecule: messenger RNA, 1377 nt
Organism: Salvelinus fontinalis (brook trout)
Lineage: Eukaryota; Metazoa; Chordata; Actinopteri; Salmoniformes; Salmonidae
Product: arylamine N-acetyltransferase, pineal gland isozyme NAT-10-like
Exons: 1
Coding region: 449-1294 (281 amino acids)
Molecular function (GO): acetyltransferase activity
Source: RefSeq, a predicted model, not a curated record